AUGAGUGAGGAAACCGGCCUCGAGUUCGGCGCGCUCGAUGAGGAGGCCUGGAAGCAACAGGAGGCGGAUGAUGACCAGGCCCUUCAGAGCUUCCUCAACCCUGAUGUCACAAAUCCUACGGGGGGGAGCAGCUUAGGAAGCGAGCUUGAAACCUUCAUGAAGGGCGGUUCUAUCGACCAGAGAGGAAAGGCAGACGAUGCCAUCGACUUUGAAGAUAUCGAUCUGAGCGACGAUGACCUCCCCGACGAAGAAGAGAAUGCUGGCGGAGCAUCUGGUGAGCUGCCCGGUUUGACCGACGAUGGGGGUACGAGCAACGACACCGAUGACCUCUUUGGCGAUCUUCAGCCCUCGUCUCCCCUGGACGAUACCCAGGCUGGCCUUCGAUCAUCCCCUCAGCCCCUCGACGCCGAUACCGAUGGUGCGCGCCUGUCCCCUCCCGGCAGCGAGACUAUCGAAGAACUUCGAGAGCUCAAUUUCAAUUUCGACCACGAUACCGAGUCCCGGGAUGCCGCAAAUCAGGACCCGGACAUACCGGCUCCACCAGAAUCGGAAGAACUCCUUGUGAAGUUGCAGUGGCCUGGGUUCGAGAAGGGCGUCAUCCUGAACUGGAACGAGCUUCUGCGACCUAAGCAAGCGACAUGGAUCUCCAAAAAGCCCCUCAAGAUACCGAAGCCGCUCAUUCCAACCAAGCUUGGUUUGGAACUCGAUGCCGACCAAGAGAAACUCUUUAGGAUUCCUGGCACCGCAACCGCAUCCGUUUGGCAGAAGAUUAAGGAUGCCGAAGCCAGGGGUCUUGUCUGUUGCGAAGAGCCAGAGCCCGUGGAGCAAACAGAUCUGGACAUAUUCGACAUUGAUGGCGAAUCGGACUCUGAGGCCAUCGGCGGUUUUACGUUGAGAGAUAUCGCGACUUUGUGCGACGACUGGGAGACUAUGAUCAACCUGGGUGACUCUGCCCUUGUCCAGGCUUCCCAGACUUCCGGCGACAAGCGGCCCCUUAAGGAUGGGCCCGAUGAUGAAGCGCUGUGGGACGAGAUGUUCCUUGACCAGCCCGACGCAAAGAAGAGGAGGAUCGAGCCACCCAGCGGGCUACCCGAGAUUCCCCGGUUCACAGCGCCCAAUUUUGACAACUUCCUCGAGGCAACCGCCAAGCUUAGCAAACGCGUCAUCCUCGAUAGGAAUGACCCAUAUCUCCUAAUCGACGACGUGGAGUCGGAUCGAGCUUCGAAGCGGCGAAAGGUACAGAACAACAUGAUACGAAUGGCAAACGGUCGACUGGUUCCGGAUGUGAGUGAACGUUUCAACCACUCGUCCGAUCUCGCAUACGAGGCGUUGAAGGAAAACCACUCGAACAAGAUCCGAGCUUCGACGUCGUACAUCCCCGUGGAUCACAGCGUGCCCGCCCAGAGGCUCCAAUGGCCCUACUACAAGGUCAGACUGGCUGCUAGCGACCCUCACAGUUAUCACCGCCCGCAACUACAGACGCGCAAGGUGGCCUUCUCAACCAUACGAUUCGGCAAGCCCAAUGUGCUGAGGCGAAGGGCAGUAAAGGGAAAGAAGAUCAAGCAAAUCUUUAAAGAGUCGAAAGAUAUUUCGAUGAACGAUAACUCGACCGCGGUGCUGUUCGAAUACUGCGAGGAGAUCCCGACCGUGCUGUCUAACUUUGGGAUGGGUAGCAAGAUCAUCAACUACUACCGGCGAAGCAAGGGUUCGGAAGGCCGGCCGGAGAAGCGGGAGCUUGGCGAGCCCUACAUCCUGCUACCAGAAGAUCGCUCCCCCUUUGCGAUCUUCGGCCAAGUCCACCCAGGCGAAGUGGUGCCCGCGUUCUAUAAUCAAAUGUAUCGCGCUCCCAUAUUCAAACACAAUCCCAGAAACACAGACUUCCUAGUUGGCCGCAGUACCAGCGGCCUAGGGGGUUCGACGUGGUACAUUCGGAAUAUUGACCAUCUCUACGUCGUUGGACAGAAUAUGCCUUCGAUGGAAGUGCCUGGGCCUCACUCGAGGAGGGUGACAAACAUUGCCAAGAACCGUCUCAAGAUGGUGUCCUACCGCCUUCUGCGUAAGAGCGACCACGUCACCCUCCACGACAUCACUCGGCACGUUGCCGAGUCCAACGAGUCGCAAAAUCGGCAGAAGUUGAAGGAAUUCCUGCGCUUCCGCAAGGAUACGAAGGACUGGGCGCUCCCAGAAGGCGAGGAGAUGAUGCCAGAGCCCGAAAUCCGAUCUCUUGUCAAGCCAGAAGAAGUGUGCCUGCUCGACGCCAUGCAGGUCGGUGCACACGAGCUCGAGAACGGUGGCUACGAAGCAACGGGAGAACAAAUAAGAGACGAGGAUCCCGACCCGAACGUGGACGAUGCCCCGACAGAUUCCAUCGCAAGCAAGAUGGCGCCGUGGAAAACGACGAGAGCGUUUAUCGAUGCAAGCUAUAGCAAGGCAAUGCUUGCGGUACACGGAGCAGGGGACCCCACUGGGAGGGGCCUUGGGAUCAGCUUCCUGAGGACAUCCAUGAAGGGCGGCUUCCUCGAACAGCUACACGGACCCCUAGCGACCUCGGCCGAUGCCAUCGAGCGUCAACGCAAGGCGAAUGGUGGCCAUAUGUACAACGUUAAGAACCAGGACCAACUCUAUACUGAGGCGAUUACGGAUAUCUGGAACCGGCAGCGGGAAAGCCUCGAGGACAGCAAGGAACACGAGGACGAGGACAUCCAACCUCAAGAGGACGAGGACGAGCGAUUCAACGUCCCCAAGGAUCUUGCUGCUGCUCCUUCUCAACCCGAAGGCAUGAGCCAGAUCAGUCGGAGUGCCGCUAGCGCCAUGAGCCGACGGAAGUUACACAUCGUUCGCGAGGUGCAGCGGCCCGAUGGCAGAACCGAAACCGUGACCGAGAUCGUCCACGACCCUGUGGUCAUCGCACAGUAUAUCAAGAAGAGGAGGCAGAUGGACAUCGAUGAGAUCGACAUCUACAACGCCAAAUUGACAGGCGAUGCCGAGAAAGACCGGCUCCUUCUGGAAAUGGCGGAGAAGGAGAAAGAACGUCUCGAGAAGAACAAAGAACGACGGCACAAGCGCGAGAAGCAGAAGAAGAUGCUGCAGAAACGCAGCGGUGUGGACGCCGGCCGCGCCGACGGAGAAGGCUCCCCCGAGCCUACAACGGAGAAGGGCACGGGCACGACGCGCAAAUGCGCAAACUGCGGCCAGGUGGGCCACAUCAAGACCAACAAAAAGUGCGACACAAUGACAUGUGAUUUCUACGAUCCUUCUGCUUGGGCACUAGAGGACUUCGGGGAAGAGGAGGCGAGAUAG
This is a messenger RNA of Phialemonium atrogriseum, 3300 nucleotides long. RefSeq names its product TAF1-like protein. Lineage: Eukaryota; Fungi; Ascomycota; Sordariomycetes; Cephalothecales; Cephalothecaceae. Gene Ontology annotation, cellular component: transcription factor TFIID complex. Gene Ontology annotation, biological process: transcription by RNA polymerase II; RNA polymerase II preinitiation complex assembly. The record is from RefSeq and is a predicted model, not a curated record. Gene Ontology annotation, molecular function: RNA polymerase II general transcription initiation factor binding; histone acetyltransferase activity; RNA polymerase II general transcription initiation factor activity. The transcript is spliced from 3 exons. Bases 1 to 3300 code for a protein of 1099 amino acids.